Messenger RNA from Neoarius graeffei (lesser salmon catfish), 1137 nucleotides. Its product is annotated as zona pellucida-like domain-containing protein 1. Lineage: Eukaryota; Metazoa; Chordata; Actinopteri; Siluriformes; Ariidae. Gene Ontology annotation, cellular component: cell surface. Bases 1 to 1137 code for a protein of 378 amino acids. The record is from RefSeq and is a predicted model, not a curated record. The transcript has 9 exons.
AUGUGGCGAACAUUGCUGGUAUGUGUGACUACUCUAACUGUACACUGUGAUGUUCAAACAGGUUCUGCUAUAUGCAGACACCACUCUACCUUUAGACAAGCAGCUGACUGGGACAUUACAGUAACAUGUGGAACUGAUAGUAUCCAUCUGAGCAUCCUGCUGUGUCCAGUCUACUACGCUGGUUUCAAUGAAUCUCUUAUAGCCCUCAAUGGAAAAUUUAACACUCCAGCCUGCCAUGGAAUUGCAGAUUUGAAAGCCAGUACCCCUGUCCUGAAGUUUAAUUUCUCAGUCUCUGCAGAUGAAAUGUCCUUCUGUGACAGUUCUCUUGAGCUUUCAGAUGAGGUGGACACAGACCAAUUCUCUAACUACAGAGUCCAGUUUGUCAACAUUUCCGGAAGCAUCGUUUCUCAGGAACCAGUCAGGGACCCCUUCACAUACCACCAAAAGCUUAUUUAUCAGUUCUCCUGCCGCUACCUGCUGCAGUAUUCAGUCAACGACACUAAAAUAAACGUGUUAGACCUAGCUGCCCGAGAAAACAAAGGAAGUUUUGUCAGGGCACUCCAUAUGAAUUUCUUCACUAAUCGAAAAUAUACACAGUUUCUAAAAAUACCUGAAAAAGGGCUACAACUGAAAACUCGAAUAUAUGUCCAGGUCAAGGCAACAAAUCUCAGUAAAAGGUUGAAUGUCCUGCUUGAUCGCUGCUUUACAACAACAAGCCCUUAUCCAACAAGCACAAUUUAUUAUGACCUUUUUAUUGGGUGCAGACAUGAUGGGCAGACAGUAGUGUACUUAAAUGGUGUAUCCCAAGAAGCACGCUUUUCCUUUGAGGUCUUUCAUUUUAUGCAGCCCCAGAACCAGACAGUCUCCACAUUCUACCUGCACUGUGUCACCCGACUCUGUGAGAAUUCCACCUGCCUCUCCAUGCUCCCGAACUGUAUAAAGAAGGCAAGAAGAGCACUCCAAUUGGGUCAGUACUUAAGCAAUGUGAAAACUGUUUCUUCAGGCCCAAUCAAGACAAGAAUUGACAGUGACUGUGUGACAGGGGUCACCAUACUCACAUGCUUGUUAAGUAUCUGUUGUACUGGACUGAUUGUGCAGAUUUUGAUCUACAGGAGGCACACAUGUUUUACUAGGUGA